This is a messenger RNA of Chilo suppressalis (striped riceborer), 1357 nucleotides long. The record is from the annotation of a GenBank genome assembly. Lineage: Eukaryota; Metazoa; Arthropoda; Insecta; Lepidoptera; Crambidae.
GGCCGCGUUAUCUGUGUUUGCUGUCAAAUUACUUUGACAUGGAAUGGACAUGUAAUUUCAUUGAUUUGAUUUUUUUAUGCAUCUUUUAUUGAUUGAGUGUUGUGAUUUUAUGAAUUGCAGAAAUGAAACUUAUUGUAAUCAAUAUAUGAAAUAGCAAUCUUGCUAAUUUAGACCCCUUUUAUGUAUUACGUUCUUGCCUGUGUGAAUAAUGUGAAUAGACCCCCUGCGUGGUGAUGACAGUUCGCACUUGGUUCAUACUGCUCGAUUAGAUAAGCUAGCAGCUGUAGCCAGCAGCAGCUUCCGAUCACAGUAGCUGUAGUUGCAUGGGGUCUACUAGUUCUGUCUGUAAGAGAUGUGAUACGAAACGAGACCCGCUUAGAUUGUAUACUUUAAACUAAAUGCAGAGUAUGACUUUAUAGAUAACUUCAUCUUAUAUUGGAAAUAAUGUAAUUUUGUUUUAAACAUCAAUAAUAAGUCAAAAUGAAUGAUGACUAUUCACAUUUGGAUACUACACUCAUUUACAUUACUGAAAGUAUACCAGGCCCACCUACAGAUUCACCUGAAUAUAAAAUAUUGGUUAAAAAUUUUAACUCCCAGGUUACACUAGAAUGUAACUGUGCAGAUAUAUGUGACCACGAGUCUUGUGAUUGCAACAAAAGUCCUGGAGGAGGUAAUUACAUUAAGCACCCAAUAACCUACAAAAUGGUACUUAAUCAAUGCAAAAUGACUUGCACUGAUACUACUUCCAUCAUAGAAUGCAACAGCAUGUGUUCCUGUCAAGAUAAAUGUGGUAAUCGUGUUGUUCAAAAUGGACCAGUUGCAGGUUUGUAUGUUAAAAGUUGUGAGAGCAUGGAAAAGGGUCUAGGCCUUUUCACAAAAGACCAUAUACCUGCAGGCAGUUUUAUAUGUGAAUAUGCAGGAGAAAUUAUCACAAAAGAUCAAGCUGCUCUUAGACAAGGCUAUAAUGCUUUAAAUGGGAAAAUGAAUUAUGUGUUUUGUUUAAAUGAGCAUUGUGAUACUAAUUCUUUUCAAACAUUUGUGGAUCCAAGUUUUAUUGGUAACAUUGGUCGCUAUAUUAACCACAGCUGUGAUCCUAACUGUGUUAUUAUCCCAGUGAGAGUAAAUACACCUAUACCAAAGCUAGCAAUAUUUGCUUUGAAGGAUAUCGUUCCACAAUCAGAAAUAACUUUUAGAUAUGGUUCAGAUAAUUCUAAGGACUUUGUUUUUCUUACGAAAGUAGGAAGAAAGAAAUGUUGUUGUAAUAGCCCAAAAUGCAGUGGAUGGAUGCCAUAUGAAGUGUAUUGAUGUUCAUAUAAAUUGAUUGUAAUGGUGUUCUAUUUUAUAAUUAUUUACAAAU